CGGUCUACUAAUAACCUUUUGGAAUUCCCUCUGUCAGUUAUUCCUGUGUAAACAGUGCAGCAGCCCCUAGUGGUGAUGUGGGUGAACAACCAGGUGCACAACGUCACCUGACCCACGUGUCAGCAGCCUAAUCACAGCAGGUGUGCUGAAUGAGGACCAGAGGAGGACGUGUUCACCCGCCGCCAUUUUGGAUUCUUUUGUUUGGUUUUAAUCUCAGUUUUGUUCGGUGAAUUAUAUUUUUAGAUGGAUUUUAAAAUGGCUUUUCAUUUUGGAGCAUAGUUUACAUCACCACAGUCAACUGUCAGCAGCCUGUAAAAACCUGAGGACCAUCUGAACCCCGCUGCUUCAUCCAACUAUCAACAGAUAUCAACAAGUUCCAAAUGCUUCAUGAGUCAGUUCCUCCAAACAGCAGAGCACCUUCUACCACAAAGAGAAAGAAGAUGACGGUCGAGAGGAGUCAUUCUAUCAGAGAGGACAUCUACAACAUGUUACAUUGUAUAACAAUACCAGUAACAGCUGAAGAGCAUACUGUGCACACAUGGCUGUGGUCAAACCUUUUUUAAUAUGGGGUGGUGUUUGUAUCAAAUUAUGGUCAAAACAAUCCUAUUUGCACAUUAUUUCCAUCAAUAGAGAAUCAAUAAAUAUUCUUGGACAACUGUGGUCGAACCUUUCACUACUCCUCUUGAACAUUGUGAUUAUUUACAGUGUAGUUUUGAUGGAUGUGAUUAUAAAUGAAUGCACAUUCAUUACUUUUUACUACCGCCAACCAAGCCAGAUGUCCACAAAUUAGUGAAAGGAUGGGACAUGGGCUCAGGAAGAAUGGGUUGGGUUUUAGGGUGUCUUUCAACAUUUGCACCGAUUUCUAUAAGCACAAUUUAUGGAUCUUGAUGGGAAAAAAAACAGGCAUGUUUUAAGUGGACUGAUGUUUAUGAGUGUGUGAAAUUGGGUGCAGAUCCCAAUAAAAAUGUGCAACUAUUGAGUUUACAUGUGGUUUCAUCAGGGGCCUGUUGGGGAGGUAUUUUCUCUACUUAGAGACAUUGUUUGAGCCUGCAUCCGUCCCUACAAGCUUAGGAGAAGUGUAAAUGAACCUUUUGGAUGGAAAAAGAAAAUGAUAGCAUGCUGAUUCAAAACAAUAGUUUUAUUGUCUGCUCAACAUUGAUGUAUAAUGGUUAUUUUGUGAGUAGAUGUUAGUGCAGUGGAGCUGGAGACUCAAACAGGAUGACAGCAGCAAGUUAGACAAUUAUAUUAAUUAUUAUAUUAAUGAAUGUUUCAUCUAGUUUUCAGGUUUUUUGAAGAAAGCGUAUUUUAUUGACUGAACGAAAUCAGCCGCAUGCUUUGUUUUCAGGUGCCAGGGAAGCAGCAGCGGUUGCUAGGGCUAGGGACCCUUGCUUUUGGGCUGUCCACAGAAAAGCCAGCUCCGAAUUUAUUUUUUCGUUGUAAAUAAAUGUUUAAAAAUUUUCAAAAAAGCGACUGAACUUCUACGCAUACAAAGUUUGACUAUAUACCUAAGUUUAGUCAAACUCUGAAGAGUGGUUUUUUUUUUUCAAAUCGUGGCAGCGGCAGCUCGUAGAGGCACUUCCGGUCACAACGGCACCGCCACUGAUUUGUAAAGGCAGCUGCCGCGAUUUGAGGCAGCUGUCAGUUGCCACAGCAGAUCCCGUCCUAAGAGAAACAUUUGGGACAAAGUCAACUUAUGAUAGUAAAUAAAACUGUAAAUGGUUUAUAUGCAAUUGUAAACUCAAAUUGUGAGUCUCUCUUUGCUGUCUUGUAACACAAAAACACUGAAUACAUGUAUUCAGCCUAGAGAGAAUAAAUAUAAAUGGAGAGUGUGCCUGGUCCUAACGUUACUACGAACUUUGUUCCUUUGUAGUACUUCCAUCUACUUUGGUACAGUUGUAUUCAAUAAAUUCCUACAUGAGCAGUGGCAUCUCCGUGCAUCAUUGCCAUCAUGGGGCUAUUCACCGUCUUAUGUAGAAUUUAAGGCAAGGAUGAAAAUGUAAAUUUUCCCUUUGGUUUAUCAGUUUACUCAGGCACAGUAUCAGUCACACUGUAGCUCAUGUUUCAACAGUAGCUGAUACUGGGAAUAUAGUCUUUGGGUUCUUAACUAUCCAUGGACACCAAGAUCAUAUCAUAUGAAUCUGAUAGAUCUGGAGCUUUUCUUGAUUCAUUUUGAGUCCAACCCCCCGAGAGCCAACAAACUUUCUAAUAAACUUUCAUGAACCAGUAUAUAUCUCAUUGAAUAAAUCACAAACAGCUUUAGUUGCUCUGAGACAGUGGGGCGGCAGUGACAACUGUCCCCAAACACUUGUGGCAGCUGCCUCCAAACAGUGUGGCAACAGUGGCAGAUGCCAAACAGUGUGGCAUCAAAGGCAGCUGCCGUUAAACAGUGUGGCACCCAUCAGAUGCGGCCGUCUUUACAUAUCAGUGGCAGUUUCUGUUGACACAGGAAGCGUCUCUACGGGUUACCGUGGCCACCAUUUGAGUUUGCCCUAACUGAGAAUUCGUUGACAUGAACUCGUACCGCGUCCAGGAGCUGGUGGGUGAAGGCUCGUUUGGUCGAGUUUACAAAGGGAGGAAUAGAUGCACGGGUCAGGUGGUGGCCCUGAAGUUCAUACCGAAGGUGGAUCGAUCCGAGAAGGAGCUGCGAAGCCUGAAGAGAGAGAUCGAGAUCAUGACCGAUCUUCAGCAUCCACACAUCGUCCAGCUCUAUGACAGCUUCGACACGGAAACUCACGUUGUGGUUGUGACUGAGUAUGCAGAGCGUCAGUUGUUCCAGAUUCUUCAGGAUGAACGGAACUUCCCGGAGAGCCAGGUGCGUGAGAUCGCCUGCCAGCUGGUCUCAGCCCUGUAUUAUUUACACUCCCAUCGCAUUCUUCAUCGUGACAUGAAACCACAAAACAUACUCUUGGGGAAAGGUGGGGUGGUGAAACUCUGUGACUUUGGGUUUGCCAGGUUCAUGAGCACCUCCACCUUGGUGCUGACUUCUAUCAAGGGAACGCCGCUGUACAUGUCUCCUGAGCUGGUGGAUGAGAAGCCAUAUGACCACACGUCUGACCUCUGGUCUUUAGGCUGCAUCCUCUACGAGCUCCACACAGGCACACCACCGUUCUACAGCAACUCCCUCUUCCACCUGGUGCAACUUAUCGUGAGAGAUCAAGUAAAAUGGCCAGACACGAUGAGCGAGCCCUGCACGAGUUUUCUGAAAGGUUUGUUGACCAAAGACCCUGAGAAGCGGUUGACAUGGCCAGAUCUCCUGCACCAUCCCUUUGUCGCUGACUGUGUUCUAGUGCUGGCAGAAACAAAUGUUUUCAGCCCUCUGACCAUCUCACCCAGCCCUGACAUGAUGGCGCUUAAACUUCAGCAAGUGGCAGCGAAGACUGUACCGACUUCUGGACGUAAUAGAUUACUGCGAAAUGACUUGGAGCAGAGGGACAACAGUGGCCGAGAGAAACCAGUAGAUUGUGCUAAAGCUGAAGUUAAAAAGCAUGGACUGGGAAAUAAAAGGGUCGACUCCGCAAAAGCAACAAAACUCCGCAGAGCCACGCCCCACCCCAGUGAUGGUUCUGUAACCCCAGGUGAUUCUGUCAGAGCUAAAUCCGAAGCUGCCAAUCAAGUCCUCAACCCAAAGACUCAAGCCUGCGUGAGAUCAAAACCCAGGGGUCAGAUCAGCAUAGACUACGAAAAGGAAUUUCUGUCUGUGAAGGUCGGCCCACGACUGCUGAGUAGACGCAAUGACAACAAACAGACCAGUCAUAACCAGCAGAAUGUUGACAGUGUGGAGUACUGGGAAAAACUGGCCCAAGAAUCAGAUCAGAGCAAACAGCAGGGAGAGCAGUUUAACUACAACACCAUUAUACCUCAACUUAGAGCCAAGAUUCUGUUUUUUAAAAUUCAGUUAACAGGUGGCGCUGUUGAAGAAGCAUGGCAGAUUCUCCAACCGCUGAAGGUCUUGCGCAACCUGCUUCAGACCCCUGACCUUAAGAAGUCCAACUACAUUGGCCAGGAACUGGGACUACCCCAUGUCCUCUUGGACGUUGUCCACGUUACUGUAGAAAACUCAGACUACGUCCCGCGACCGUGGAGUGUGUCAGCACUUGGAGAAAUUAUCGCAGUCGUCAUGAUCUACUGGGAUAAACAUCCCGACUCGAUAGAAGAAGAUCACAGACUGGAAGAGUUCACCAAGCCCUUUCUCGCAAUUCUUAGUCAACCAGAUUUCUUUCCUUUGUCACCUUUGGCUGCGUCUGUUUUGUGUCUGUUUACACAACAUAACGUCGAUGUCAAAGCUGAUGUGAACAGUCUAACCUCCCUGCUGCAAAACCUGCUUUCGGACUCAUGUGAGCCGCUGCUUCCUCUUCCCUCCGGCUGGGGGCUUUGUGAUGGUCUGCUGUCUCUACUCCUACACACACUCUCUGAGCAUGAAAAGGGCUCUGGAUCUUCAAGUUUAGAUCCAGUUGUGUUUCUGGAUUUGUGGAAAAAAAUUGGAACUUCACUAGCAAAGACAACAGCAGUCACAGACUUCUGUUCGGCAAAUGGGCUGGUUUCCUUUCUGUCUACUGCUUUCUUCCUCUUCACCGAGGAUCCACACUCGUGCAUCCCUCUGUUUUCUGAGAGUGGAUCGAAAUGCGUAUACACUCUUGGUCGGCUGCUGGGCACUGACUGUCUUCAUCUGUUUGCUGAAGAUUGCAGUCCCAGGAGAUUGGAAGUGGAUCUGAGUCGCCACAGCAUGACCACGUUGAGCUGCCACUUGCUGUGUUUUCCAUUUGCCCUGGACCUGCCUUCGCACACUACGUCCACCAUACUCCAGCUGUAUGACAGUUGUGGUAUUGUCGAAAGCCUCGCGCAGGUUAUUCAAACUCUUCCUCCUCGGCUGUUGGAGCUGCCUCUCUCCCUGCUGAGCCGUUUGCUCCUGUGUGACCCCGAGCGCUCCGUCCCCCGCCUCAGACAGGCCGCCUGUGGUCUGUUCUCACCACCCAGGGGCCGACAGCUCACUGCCUCCAAACACCAGACUCUGCUAACCAGAACUGCCAGCUCUCUGCUCUUUGACUUGUUGCAGCAGGAUGAGCUGUGGGACUCUGCAGUGGAGCUCUUAACUCUGUUGUCUCAAGUAGCCCGUUGUUCCGCUCGGCCUGCCAGCCUUCAGCUACACCUGGACGCCUCGGUGCUGCACCAGGCGCUGGCUCACCCUCAUGACGGCGUCAGGGCCACCACCUGCAUACUUUUGGGCAAUCUGGAUCCGUUCGGGCCUCAUACCCUGCCGCCUGACAUUUUCAAAAGCCUGAUAGGCUGUCUUGAUGAUUCCUGCUUGCCUGUGCAGCGAACGGCUUGCAGGACUGUGGGCAACUGGUUGGGAUAUAUUGCAGCAAGGCCAGGGUUUAAAAUGGACUGGACAACAAGGUGGAGCAACGAGAAGAAACAAAACAAACACAACUAUUCAGACAGUGAGCCGGCAGGAGAUCUGGAAACGGACGAUGAUGAGGGGGGAGGUUGGGCGUCGUGUCUCAUCACUGACACUGACGCCCUCACACGACUCCACUGUUGCGCGGCCCUGGGAAACCUGCUAAAUGUUGACAACGCUGUGUCCUUGUUGUUAAAGAAAGACGUGUCCAGUUUACUUCUGAGAGCUUCAUGCACGGAUUCCCAUAAUGCAGUGAGGCGAGCUGCCAUAGCAACCCUGUGCCUUUACAGCGAGCAGGACGCAAUCCGUCAGGUCCUGCUGUCCCUCGACGCCAGUGAGAAACAACUAUCAGCAGCUCAUUGGACAGUGAGUCCGCUUCAUGAGUGAUGGCAGGUGGUAAAAAACACUCUCACUUCUUACUUUACAGCAGCCUGUGACUUCCUCCCGUCUCAGAAUGAUGUGGAAGAGGAUGACAUGAUCAUUUCUUAUGUUUUGUCAUUUUUCUUUAGUGCGUCUUAUCUUAUUUUAAAAAUAUAUAUAGUUUUGAAUUAAAAUGAUGCAAAUAAAAACUAAACUUGUGUGCUUUGUUUAACUGUAAUCUGAAGUUAAUUUGCAUGACAACAGUGGGUCCAAUUCCAUAAAUGGAAGUGUUGCACAGAAAUGAUGGUAGAUUUUCUGUUUAAUUAGAGAGGAAUAUUUCUGAAUUUCACUUGAACAUAAAACAUUCAAGGUGCCAUGUUGACUGACAGAUUUAAAGGUCUGUCCUUUAUUUGUUUCCCCUAGCAAUAAACAGGUUUCAAGAUUAAAAAAUGACUUGAUUUUAACUGUCAGGGAAACUGCGCUUAAAACACCACUAUUAAUCUUUCAGGAGGUCGGAUGUUGAAUCAGUGAAGUCCAUCUGAAGUUCUCAUUUUGCAGCAUGGGCUAAAAAAAUCUGUUUUAGUGAAGAUGGAUUAAAUGUGUUGGCUCCUCUCGGUGAGUGUGUGGGAUUUGUCCGGGACCAGGCCUGCGAGCUCGGGUCAGACA
Messenger RNA from Hippoglossus stenolepis (Pacific halibut), 6421 nucleotides. It is a transcript of the gene stk36, whose product is annotated as serine/threonine kinase 36 (fused homolog, Drosophila). Gene Ontology annotation, biological process: protein phosphorylation. Gene Ontology annotation, molecular function: ATP binding; protein kinase activity. Lineage: Eukaryota; Metazoa; Chordata; Actinopteri; Pleuronectiformes; Pleuronectidae. Gene Ontology annotation, cellular component: cytoplasm. The record is from RefSeq and is a predicted model, not a curated record.